Molecule: messenger RNA, 868 nt
Organism: Durusdinium trenchii
Lineage: Eukaryota; Dinophyceae; Suessiales; Symbiodiniaceae
Source: the annotation of a GenBank genome assembly
AUGGGCGCGGCCUGGUCCGUGGAAAGAGAGCGGUGGGCACCUGCAAUGCAGUACUGGUGGUCACGAAAGCUAGCUGUAGCAAGGAGGGUGGGAGCGCUUAAUGUGCUGCCCUGGGUCUUUGCUAUGUUUCUCUUGGAGGAGAUGGACCACUGGCUGAUUGAGAAGGACGCGAUCACCUGGAACACGAGCAUCCGUUCACCCACCUGGGAGUGGGCCUGGGACUUGCUAGCUCAGACCCCUAACCCGGAUAUGAACACCUACAACACCAGCAUCAGCCAGAGCCCGUGGCCAGAGGCGUUAGCUCUCUUGGAGUGUUUAGCUUCCUCCCACGGCCAGUUGGACCUCAUCAGCUCUGCGCUGACCCGGGGCGACCUUGGUGCUUGGGCGAGGACAUGGCAGUUGCUGGAGCAACUGGAGGUCAAACGCCUUCAGCUGACCCUGGUGACUUGCCACUCCAUCUUGAGCUAUGCAGAGUGGUCUUUGGCGCUGUGGCUCUUACAAGAGGCCUUUCGCUUGGACUUGGAGGUUUCGAUCUUGACCUUUGGCCUGGCGAUGAGUGCCAUUGAGCGCGCAGCCAAAUGGCCUUCAGCAGUGCAACUCCUGGAUUUCAUGCAGACCUCACGCCUUGGGCCUAGCACGGUGGCCUACAAUGGAGCCAUCGGUGCGACGAGUCGUGGUGCUUGGCACAGGGCUUUGGCCCUGUUCCAGAACAUGGAGCGCCGGCUUCGACGAGACGUGGUCGGCUACGGAGCAGCGAUGAGCGCGCUUGCUGGCGGUGGGGCAGAUUGGCCCUCAGCAUUGCUGCUUCUGCAGGACCUUGAAGACGAGCACUUGGAGUCGAAUGUGAUCCCCUACAAUUCUGCCCUUC